CCGCUCAGGAACUUGAUGUAUAGGCAGGAGCCAUUUUGUGCGCGGCGCGGCCCCGGCGAGGAGGUGCCCGGCGGGGAGGAGGUGCAAAAGGCUGUUGCUGAGAAGGGGACCUCAGAAAGCCGUGGCAGAGCUCGGGGGCAGGAGUGGAGGAUGACUCAGCCGGGAGCUAUUCUGCAGGGUUACAAUAACGAGCUAGUAAAAUACAUUGAAGACUUAUGUCUGCAAAAAGAAGAGCUGAACAAACAAAUCCAGAAAGCAGAAGAGGAAAAAAAUAAGCUCCAGCAUGAAAUUCAAGCCCUGAAUGAACAAUUGGAGCAUGUGUGUGAAAACCUGGACCAGAAGAUAGCUUUACGGAAUGAUCUUAGUAAAAUUCUUAAUGAAGCUGAAACUGCUUACAUGAAGAUUCUGGAUAGUUCUAGAACUUUGCUUAAUGUCCUGAAGAAGGAGGUGGGAGACUUAAAGCAUACGUCAGAACUCAAAAGUAACGUAACGUGAAACUGUCAAGUGUUUGGACUCCAAAGUACUAAAAUUCUGCUAGGUGAGACACGGCUAGCCACAGAACUCUACCUCAGCAGUAUAAAUAGAGAGGGAUUUUCCUCUAACCUUGCUAUACGUUUCCCAUGAUUUUUAAAUGCAUUAGAAAAAAUGUAGAUUAAAUAGAUUAAAUAAAGUUGCUGUUUUGUUAUUAACAAAAGCUAUAUAGUUAUUUAAAUCACUACAAAAUUAUUGCAUAUACAUAGUUGAGGCAGAUUGGAGGCUGUCAGUUUUUCGCAUGGCAAUGUUUCAAGACUACUCUGAAAUACAGGAAGAAAUGUUUCACUGUUGAGUUUCAGGUGUUUACAACUGAAUGCCUGAAUAUUACUUCAAAUCUGGACAGAACUCUUAUUCCUACCUGCCUUCCCCUACCCUUUUUUUUCUUUUCCCUACUUGCCCAGCUACAGAGAAAACCAUUGUAAAACUAAUGGGUACAAGUGAAUCAGGUAAUAACUUCUUUUCACUUUCUGAAUACUUAGGGACCAAAUAGGAGCCAGCUACUUAGCUUCCUCCUUUUAAGGAGUUCGGAGUUCUCUCUCUGUUGCACAGUAUUUACAGCCAGUAUUUACAAUCAUCUCCUACCUGGAGUUAAGAAGACACAAGGUAGGAAAACAUGCAUAGUGCAGGGUAUGUAGGGUUAAUCCGUAAGAAUACAUACAGUUCAUGCAUUUUCUGAAGCUAUACUCAAACUCCUUUUAUAGAAAGGAGUCACACUGGUGAAGGGUUUAGGUACAAGUUUACAAGUGUAGGUACACGUUACCUGCUUGCACGGCACAGCACUACAAGCAGCUAUAUAUAGACCAUGUAUACUAAGGCCAACUAAUACUGUAAAGAGAUUGUAAAGAAGAGUGAACAACCUGGAAUUUAGAGACAAAAAU
Molecule: messenger RNA, 1412 nt
Organism: Oxyura jamaicensis (ruddy duck)
Lineage: Eukaryota; Metazoa; Chordata; Aves; Anseriformes; Anatidae
Product: Sjoegren syndrome nuclear autoantigen 1 homolog
Exons: 2
Coding region: 16-495 (159 amino acids)
Cellular component (GO): ciliary basal body; centrosome
Source: RefSeq, a predicted model, not a curated record